CACGGCGAGGAUAAAGCAAGAUGGCGUCUGACGGUGAAGACGUUAUUGCAGUCGUCACAGUUCAGUGUUCUUAAUCUGUGCGUCCAUGUACACAUAUAUGUCCUUUAUUACACUCUAUUAAAUAGAGUCAUAAUAACUGUUUGCAUCCGGUUAUAUUAGUCUGAGCGCACUUUGAUGCUUCUCCAGCUAGCUUAGCCUGCUAGUUAGCUUAGCUUGUUAGCUGCUAACAAAGAGAGGCGGAAGUGAUGAAAACACAUCGCUAAGCAGAGAUCAAGUGUGAGUGUAAAGUGUUGUGAUUGUGUGAAAAUGUGCGAAAGAACCAUAGCAGAGUACGAGGAGGAACUUUGUCCAACAAAAGAGGAGAAGGAGCGACAACAUGAAAAACAUCAAGUUGUGUUACACACAACAGACAUCCAUCAGCUGAUUGGACACCAAGAAGAAUGUCUCCCUCAUCUGCAGGGGGACAGUUUCACUUUAGAGGAUACACAACCCUCACACUUUAAAGGGGACGAGGAGGAUCCACAUUCCCCUUAUUGUAAAGAGGAAGAGGAGGGAGAGUUUCCUGUAGGGCAGGAGGAGGCUGAUGUCAGCAAGUUUCCACUGACUGUUGUCUCUGUGAAGACUGAAGAGCAUGAAGACAAAGCACCUGAGUCCUCACAGCUUCAUCACAGUCCAAACGUCUGUGAAGAACAUCUUCUCUCUGAGCAACACAAGUGGAGCUUCAGGAUGGACAAGGAGGAGCCACAGCCCUUCCACAUUAAGGAGGAAGAAGAGGCGCCACACCCAUUGCAAAUGCAAAGGGAAGAAAAUAACCCACUGACCUCCCAGGAAGAAGAUGAACACAGCAUCAGUCAAGAAUGGUUGGAGGAGUUCCAUGUGAUUGUGAAGAGUGAAGAUGAUGAGGUCAAAGGUGAGAGUGAGGAGAAGAGAGAGGCGGAGCCUCCAAGCAGCAGCUCAACUCAACACAUGACAACAGAAGCUGAUGGAGACCACUGUGGAGGAUCACAAGCAGACAAGCUCUUAGCUCCACUAUCAGAUAGUGAGGACACAACGUCACACUCUCCUGACACUGAUGAUGAACACUCUAAAGAUGAUGCAACAUGUCACACUGACAACACACACUUCACAUGUUCUCACUGUGACAAAACUUUUAAAUACCAUUGUCGUCUAAAAACACACAUGAGAACACACACUGGAGAAAAACCUUUUUCAUGUUCAAUCUGUAGUAAAGGGUUUGUUCUAAGUGAACAGUUGAAAGUACACAUGAGAAUACACACUGGAGAGAAACCUUUUUCCUGCUCAGAAUGUGGUAGAGAUUUUAGACUAAAACACAUGCUGAAAGUACACAUGAGAAUCCAUACUGGAGAAAAACCUUUUUCAUGUUCAAUCUGCAGUAAAUAUUUUACCCGAAGGCACCACUUAGAAACACACAUGAGAACACACACUGGAGAAAAACCCUUUUCAUGUUCAAUCUGCAGUAAAGAUUUUACUCAAAGUCAAUAUUUGAAAACACACAUGAGAAUACACACUGGAGAAAAACCCUUUUCAUGUUCAAUCUGCGGUAAAGAUUGUACUCAAAGGCAAUAUUUGAAAACACACAUGAGAAUACACACUGGAGAAAAACCUUUUUCUUGCUCAGAAUGUGGUAAAAGUUUUGUAAUGAAUCAAAGUUUAAAAAUACACAUGAGAACACACACUGGAGAAAAACCUUUUUCAUGUUCAAUCUGCGGUAAAGAUUUUACUCGAAGGGACCAUUUCAAAGCACACAUGAAAAUACACACUGGAAAAAAACCUUUUUCCUGCUCAGAAUGUGGUAAAAGUUUUGUAAUAAAUCAAAGUUUAAAGGCACACAUGAUAAUACACACUGGAGAAAAACCUUUUUCCUGCUCAGAAUGUGGUAAAAGUUUUGUAACAAAUACAAAUUUAAAAACACACAAGAGAACACACACUGGUGAAAAACCUUUUAUAUGUUCAGUAUGUGGUAAAAGUUUUAUAGAAAGACGGCAAUUAAAAUCACACAUGAGAACGCACUCUGGUAAAAAACCAUACUCCUGUUCAAGCUGCAACAAAAGCUUUCGUCACCUAAACACUCUUACAGUACACAUGAGAACACACACAGGAGAGAAAGUGUUGAGUUGCAGUGUGUGUGGUGAAAGAUUCUCUUAUAAGUACCAGUGUAAGAAACACAAGUGUGCUGGUGAGAACAGCAGCAGCAAAUGAAGAACUUUAACUUUGACUUUCUAACAACAUCAGCACAUAUAACAUGUGUGACAUCAUUGUUGUGUGUGUAACACAAUCUUGUUAUUAUGCUUAUAACAUAUAGAGUGAAUACUUCAGAUUAGUGCUUUUAUUUUAGUCAGGUACAUUAGUUAAUAUACACAUUUGUGUACCGUACUUUAAAAUGAACAGAACAAUUUUGACUGGAAAGAUGAGAAUAAACAGUACAGAAAAUAUGUUACAGUAGACCUUUUAUGUGUAGAUAGUCAUAAUUCACUUUCAUACUUAAUCAUAAUAGUGAUUUUGUAUAGGUUUUUCAAAAUAAUCAACUGUUACAUAUUUUAUUUUCUAAUUCUAGUUGAUUCCAUAGAUGAACUCCUUUAUAUGAUGUACAUAUUUGUUUUACAUGUGUUCAUACCUUUGCUUUUGAGUACUCAUAAAUCCCUCUUAGUUCAUAUUUACUGGUUCACAUCUGAAACAUCUUCUGGAUCACUUUUGGAAGCAUAUUAUUAUUUACUUUAUACAAACCCCGUUUCCAUAUGAGUUGGGAAAUUAUGUUAGAUGUAAAUAUAAACGGAAUACAAUGAUUUGCAAAUCUUUUUCAACCCAUAUUCAAUUGAAUCCACUACAAGGACAAGAUAUUUGAUGUUCAAACUCAUAAGCUUUUUUUUUUUUUUUGCAAAUAAUAAUUAACUUAGAAUUUCAUGGCUGCAACACGUGCCAAAGUAGCUACAUCACCUUUUCUUUUAACAACACUCAAUAAACGAUUGGGAACUGCGGAAACUAAUUGUUGAAGCUUUGAAAGUGGAAUUAUUUCCCAUUCUUGUUUUAUGUAGAGCUUCAGUCAUUCAACAGUCUGGGGUCUCCGCUGUCGUAUUUUACGCUUCAUAAUGCGCCACACAUUUUCGAUGGGAGACAGGUCUGGACUGCAGGCGGCCCAGGAAAGUACCCGCACUCUUUUUUUUACAAAACCACGCUGUUGUAACACAUGCUGAAUGUGGCUUGGCAUUGUCUUGCUGAAAUAAGCAGGGGAGUCCAUGAAAAAGACACCACUUAGAUGGCAACAUAUGUUGCUCCAAAAGCUGUAUGUACCUUUCAGCAUUAAUGGUGCCUUCACAGAUGUGUAAGUUACUCAUGCCUUGGGCACUAAUGCACCCCCAUACCAUCACACAUGCUGCCUUUUACACUUUGCGUCGAUAACAGUCUGGAUGGUUCGCUUCCCCUUUGGUCCGGAUGACACAAUGUCAAAUAUUUCCAAAAACAAUUUGAAAUGUGGACUCGUCAGACCACAGAACACUUUUCCACUUUGCAUGAGUCCAUCUUAGAUGAUCUCGGGCCCAG
This is a messenger RNA of Nerophis lumbriciformis (worm pipefish), 3558 nucleotides long. RefSeq lists its product as uncharacterized. The record is from RefSeq and is a predicted model, not a curated record. Gene Ontology annotation, biological process: embryo development; regulation of transcription by RNA polymerase II. Lineage: Eukaryota; Metazoa; Chordata; Actinopteri; Syngnathiformes; Syngnathidae. Gene Ontology annotation, cellular component: nucleus. Gene Ontology annotation, molecular function: RNA polymerase II transcription regulatory region sequence-specific DNA binding; DNA-binding transcription factor activity, RNA polymerase II-specific.